This is a messenger RNA of Oncorhynchus kisutch (coho salmon), 5597 nucleotides long. RefSeq names its product cingulin. The transcript has 19 exons. NCBI's taxonomy places the organism in Eukaryota, Metazoa, Chordata, Actinopteri, Salmoniformes, Salmonidae. The coding region runs from base 488 to 2659 and encodes 723 amino acids. Gene Ontology annotation, biological process: protein localization to cell-cell junction. The record is from RefSeq and is a predicted model, not a curated record. Gene Ontology annotation, cellular component: bicellular tight junction; myosin complex.
AAACCUACAGUACACACCACAAUAUGACACGUUCCAUAUGAAGAAUAACAGUCUAUUCUCUCCCGUGUGCGUCAGGUGUGUUUAGAGAACGCCUUCGUCCUCUUGCACGCUUCUGCCGGUAACACCCACAAGUCAAACUUGAUCCCGAAGCAGCGCGAGGAUUACCAUUUACUUCUCAACCUGAGAGCGCGCGAUGUCACCGUAAACGAAAAGCCUGAAAAAGGUUCAACAAACUUGAGCUGCUGAACUGAGCUGUGUGACGGAGGGUCAGAGAACAGAGAGGCUCGAAACAAAAGAGGCUUGUACUGGGUUGUUGCGUGCCCAACGGGAGCUGCAGGUGUGUAUAUCAGGGAAAGCAACAAAGGCAGACAGACUGAGGUAACUGGAGCAGGCCCUGACACUCCCUACAGGACAUACUGAGAGAGAGAGAGAGACGCUCUGAGGUACCGACUUGCAGGACUUCUCCUACAGGGUCACCCAGCACAACAUGCAGGGGGAGAGUGAACACGAACACCAAGACGAUAACAUGGAAUCAGACUUUAAUCCCAACAAGAGGCCUGAAAGUCCCCCAUCUGAAGACGAGCCAUCCAAUCCCAUCAAAGUCCGCCAGAACCCCAAAUACCAGCUGUACCUGAGUGGAGACGUGCCGGGGAACGGUUCCAGGGAUACGAAUGGAACAUUUGGGGGAGAGAACGUGAACGGGAUGGAACCCAGGAACAGUUCCCGUUGGGACAGCGCUAGUUCCAGAUUCGGGCCAAACUAUCACGGGUCCCUGGAAUCUCUGGCCUCUCGGGACUGGGACACCAUGUCGGACAGGUUGGGAGGUUUUGAGAGUCCUCCCAGGGUGUUCAACAGUCCCUACGCUACAGCGGCUUCCACGGACUACAACCCUGGCAUGUACCGGAUGUCAGAGUAUAAGGAGGGGUUGUCUCCAGCCACAUCAGAGCUGAACCUGUUCAACAGCUACAACAGCAGGAGUACCAGCCCUGUGCCCUCCUUCACCCGGACUGUGACCGCCCAACGUGCACCCUUCUCAACCUACGACACCAUCAGGAGGCGGGACCAGCAGGGGAUGUCAAGCCAACUCCACAUGCGUUCCACUGUGUCGUCUGUCGCUAUGCCCAACAAGAGAGACUACAUCGAGGAGUUGACCAGGCAGUUGGAUGCCUGUCAGAAGAGGAACCAGUUCCUGGAGGCAGAGAGCGUAGAGAUGGACAAGGAGAGGAACCAGAUCAGGUUGGAGAUGAGAAGCCUGUUGGUGAACAACGAGGACCUUCUCAGAACCAACAGUACCCUGCAGAUGGAGAUGAGUAGGAUGAGGAUGAGGAUGGUAGAGCUGGAGAGAGACAACACGGCCAUGACGGAACGCUUCAGAGUUAUGGAGACGGAGCUGACCGAGGCCAGAGAGAUGAUGGUGGAGGCCAACACUCAGGAAUACGCCUUCAACUUCCUGCAGCAGUCUCUGAAGAAUAAGAUACAGGACGCUGAGGAGGCGCUGGAGAAGCAGUCGCUCCAUGCCGAGGGUCUGUCCGAGAAGCUGUGGAUGUCUGAGAGACAGUUAGAGGAGCUAGCAGGGGCCAAGGAGACACGGGACAAGAGGACAUCAGAGCUCAGUGACACUGUCUUCAGACUGGAGACUGAGCUAGGGGAGGCCCAACAGAGAGCCACCCAAGCCUCAGCAGAGCUCAGUCUGCACCAGAAGCUACGAGAUGGUGACCAGCUGAGGGUAAAGGAGCUGGAAGAGACGAUACUGGAGAAGGGUCAGGAGCUGCAGAGAGCCCAGCAGACUGUCAGCCGUCUCCAGGGACAGGUGUCAGGUAAGCUGAUAGAUAAGGAGCGUUCUCUGGAGGAGGAGAUCCAGCUGAGAGAGAGAGUUCAGCUGCAGUUGAAGCAGGCAGAGAGGAGCGUAGAGGACCUGACCAUGGAGCUACAGACUGCUGCACAGACCAAGGAGGACCUGGACAAGCAACUCAAACAGGCUCAGGAGAAAGCGAUAGAUCUUGAGAGCGACCUGGAGGAGAUGCAGGACAGUGAACAGAGUUGGUCCAGGAAGCACAAGAGAGCCAUCGAACAGACAGAACAGCUCCAGCUGAAGUUGAUUCAGGAGAAAUAUGUGAAUGAGCAGCUGGACAGUGAGAAGAUCAACCUGACGAGACAGCUGCGUGACCUGCGUGUGGCGAUGGAGGAACUUCACAGCUCCAGAGUCCAGGUGGAUGUGAUCAAUAAGACAGAGAACCGGGUCAAGGAGCUGGAGAACGCUCUCAGAGUGGAGGAGAGGAACAAGGUGGUGAUGAGCAACACCAUCAGUAAACUGGAGAGGAAGAUCAACGAACUGUCUGGUCAGCUGGAGGAGGAACAGAAGAUCGUUACAGAGCAGAAGGACCUGAUGACCCAGAGGAUGCGUUCCCUGAAGCGUCAGCUGAACGAGGCGGAGGAGGAGUCCAGUCGUAGAGACGCUCAGUACCGCCACACCCAGAGAGAACUGACAGAGGAGAGAGAGACCUCCAACAGACUACAGAGACAGCUCCUGGAUCAGCACCUUCAACUCAAACGUAAGGAGUCCACCAUGCAAAUGAGACAGACUCUGGAGAACCUGCGUCUGGAUCUCAGUGUAGAUGAAGAGGACCAGGCUGACCAACAUCCUCCAAGGCCUGAAUAAAGACAACAGCACCUCCUCAUACUAGCCUUUUUCCACACACCUUUAUUGAUAAAGGUUAGAGUGAUACCCUAAUACUACUGCUAAUAGACUUGACAAGAAACAACACAUUCGACACUGGCACCAAUACUGUCAUUUAUCGUAGAAAAAGCCCACAAGUGAAGUCUUCAAACUAGCCUCUUUCUCUGCACUAUUGAAAUGUCUUUAGUUUUUGUUUUCCAUAAAGGUCCCAAUGCAGCUGUUAUUAUCUCAAUAUUAACUCAUUUCUGGGUAACAAGGAUCUUACUGUGAUUGUUUUCAAUCAAAAUGGUCAAAAAGAAACAAAAAUGGAUUCUUAGCAAAGAGGUUUUUAUUUUUAUAAUACAUUUUUUUUGCUGGGAGUGUCUAGGAGUGGUGAAACUGACAACUAGCUGUUAUUGGUAGAGAGGUUUUGGAACUCUCUUUCUUAUUGGUCUAUUAACUCAUUUACCGCCUGGUGAUGUCACCAGAGUGGUGAAACUGACAACUAGCUGUUAUUGGUAGAGAGGUUUUGGAACUCUCUUUCUUAUUGGUCUAUUAACUCAUUUACCGCCUGGUGAUGUCACCAGAGUGGUGAAACUGACAACUAGCUGUUAUUGGUAGAGAGGUUUUGGAACUCUCUUUCUUAUUGGUCUAUUAACUCAUUUACCGCCUGGUGAUGUCACCAGAGUGGGGAAACUGACAACUAGCUGUUAUUGGUAGAGAGGUUUUGGAACUCUCUUUCUUAUUGGUCUAUUAACUCAUUUACCGCCUGGUGAUGUCACCAGAGUGGGGAAACUGACAACUAGCUGUUAUUGGUAGAGAGGUUUUGGAACUCUCUUUCUUAUUGGUCUAUUAACUCAUUUACCGCCUGGUGAUGUCACCAGAGUGGUGAAACUGACAACUAGCUGUUAUUGGUAGAGAGGUUUUGGAACUCUCUUUCUUAUUGGUCUAUUAACUCAUUUACCGCCUGGUGAUGUCACCAGAGUGGGGAAACUGACAACUAGCUGUUAUUGGUAGAGAGGUUUUGGAACUCUCUUUCUCAUUGGUCCAUUAACUCAUUUGACCUGCCUGGUGAUGUCACAAGGCAGGUCAAAACUCCAUCCAAACCAAAACAGGCUGAAACUUCAGGCAGUCUUUUCAAACAGCUCUUACAUUAAAAAGGGCAUUAUCAUCAUUUUAUCAAUUUCACAGUAUUAUUCCAACCCCACAGUGUGGAAAUAUAUAUAGAACACAGGAAACUCAUGUUUUUUUUUUUUUUUGGGGGGGGGGGGGGGGUCUGUUAAAGGAAGUAGUAGUUGAAGUGUUGUGAUUCUUUUGAAUCAAAUCAAGCUUUAUUUAUACAGUAGGAUUAUUACAGUAUAUCAACACCAUUAUAUUGAAUCAAGCUAGCUAUCCCUGUACACUCAAGUCACGUGUUUUAGCGAAGAAAAAUGACCAAUAAUCAAUAUAUAAUCAAUAUAUAAUCAAUAUAUGAUCAUUAUAUGAUCAUAUAGGACUUUGGGUUAAAGUCGUUUGGAGGAUUUGAACAAUAUUUCCUACAAAUUACCCAAACGAAUCUGUUGCAUUACCGUGAUCAACUAUAUUAGAAAUAUCUUACUUCCGUACAGUAUUGAUAUUACCUGCUACACUAUACACUUUGAUUUAUUUUAUAUACAGUAUAACUCUUUUAUUUGACUUAUUCACCUCUGAGCAGAAUGUGGAAGUGUCUUCCAUUUGCUAUGCUUGAAGGACAGACAGACUGUGCAUGAAUGAGUGGACUGUAAUACAAAGCCUAUGAAUGAUUGGACUAUAAUACAAAGCCUAUGAAUGAUUGGACUAUAAUACAAGCCUAUGAAUGAUUGGACUACAAAACAAGUCUGUGAAUGAUUGGACUACAAAACAAGCCUGUGAAUGAUUGGACUAUAAUACAAGCCUAUGAAUGAUUGGACUACAAAACAAGCCUGUGAAUGAUUGGACUACAAUACAAGUCUAUGUGAGGGUGAACAGUAUGUUCCACAAUGGACUGUUUACAACUGAUAAAAUGUUUUUUUGUUGUCACAUACACCGGAUAGGUUCAGUGAAAUGUCUUGUUUUACAGGGUCGUCCAUUGUAGUACGGCUCCUCUGGGGCAAACUAGGGUUAUGUGGCUUUCUUAAGGGCAAAUCACAGAUUGUUCACCUUGUUGGCUCAAACUAGACUUUUCGGUUACUGGCCCAACGCUCUAACCACUAGGCUACCUGCCUCCUCUACACUCUAACCACUAGGCUACCUGCCUCCUCUACACUCUAACCACUAGGCUACCUGUCUGCCUAUACACUCUAACCACUAGGCUACCUGCCUGCCUCUACACUCUAACCACUAGGCUACCUGCCGCCUCUACACUCUAACCACUAGGCUACCUGCCACCUCUACACUCUAACCACUAGGCUACCUACCACCUCUACACUCUAACCACUAGGCUACCUACCGCCUCUACACUCUAACCACUAGGCUACCUACCGCCUCUACACUCUAACCACCAGGCUACCUGCCGCCUCUACACUCUAACCACUAGGCUACCUACCACCUCUACACUCUAACCACUAGGCUACCUACCGCCUCUACACUCUAACCACUAGGCUACCUACCGCCUCUACACUCUAACCACUAGGCUACCUGUGUAUAAAGCCAAGUUAUCGUUUCUCAUUGUGUAUUUAUUAUUACUUUUUCUAUUAUUUCUCUAUUUUCUUUCUCUCUGCAUUGUUGGCAAAAGACCCAUCAGUAAUCAUUUCACUGUUAGUCUUCACCUGUUUAUGGAGCAUGUGAAAAAUAACAUGUUAUUAUGAUUUGAUGUUAAUUACCUACAAAAACAACCACAGCAACAAACAGAGGUGUGGACUCAGGUCACAUGACUUGGACUCGAGUCAGACUAUGAUGACAAAUAUGAGGACUUCCUACUCGACUUUGACUUUAACACCAAUGA